AUGAGUACCCCUGGAACGACCUCGCGUCGUCGGAAUGGCAAACCAGCCUCCUGUGAGCCAUGCCGCAGAGACAAAGUUCGCUGCGACCAUGCAUUACCUGUAUGCACUCGCUGUAGAGAUCGUGGCAUCUCCACGCGAUGUUACUACCACCCCGCUCCUCUGACAAGGGCCAAGGGUCGCCGUUUCUUCCCAUUGGCAGAGGGAGUUCCCUUUGAUCGACCCCCAUCAGCAAGGAACCCUCAGUCAAACGAGACACCACUCAACCCGCCUGUGUCUAAUGUGGAACAGGAGAGCUCGUCUGGGCCUAUCUCGGCCCGUAUCCAACCACUGCUAUCUGGGUAUUUCGGCCCAACGAGCUUCGUAUCUCCCCUAACCGAGGAUGUCGACUUGGGCUCACAAGGCCUGAGUCUGGGCCUGGAGAUUGAAUCCGCCCAGAGGAUCCUGCCACCAUAUUGGGUUCACAAGAUCUCCGAAAUUAUAUUGACACUCGACGACUUUGCCACAGUCGAGGCCUUGAUUCGCGAUUAUUAUGCACUAAGCCAAAGCGCGAUUAUACCAGCGCCAUUUGUACUCAACAGUCUUGGCCCGGUCAAGUCCAUGUGCAAAGAGAACAUAUCGGACCGUAAUCUUGCCGAUUUCACUUCCUCCCUGACAGUAACCAUAAUACAAAACACGUCUGAAAUUUUCGAGGUUCCUUCCUCCACCCAAGGGCGCGACUUCCAUGCGCUAUUCACGGGAUCAGCAAUCCGCCUUGAAAUUAUCGGGCUUCUCUGCGCUCUCGCUGGUCGGGCAAGAUAUCUGGGACUCGCUAAUGACAGGGUCGAUGAGGAACGGACCUCGCGGUCUCAAUAUGCGCAUAAGAUGCUUGCAGCGAGUGAUGCCGCACUAUCGAUUUGCAAAAUCCUCACACCACUCAAUGACCUGACAAUAUGGCUUGUACAUGAGAUUCUUCUGUUGUCAGAUAUAGUACAUGGUGAUUCAAGCCCCGCUUGUUGGAAGCGAUUAGGCGAGCUUUCCACCGAUAUCUUCGCACUUGGCCUUCACCGUGACUCUAAAACCUCGAGCGAUAUACCCGAGUUUCUCUUAGAAUCACGUAGACGGCAAUUUGCUGCAGCGUAUCAGCUCGACAAGAGCAUUGCUACAUUCCUAGGUCGACCGCCAAGGAUACCAUGGCGAUACGCCGAUUGUCGCAUGCCCCUUGAUAUUAGCGAUGAGGCGCUCGCUACUGAUGACAUGAUAUUAGAUUACUCUCACAAUCAUCUUGAUGAGAAUGGCUGGAAUCUCCAAGGUGUAGUACAGCGAUCAUCAUGGAUACGAGUGCGGUUCAUCAUCAGCACAUUUCGGGAUGAGAUUCUUGAGGUCUCUCUACAGAAUGUGACACCCGAGAUGGAAAAUAUGCUCGAGAACAUCUCGCAGCGAUGCCAUCUAGCAUGGGAUUCGCUCCCCAAUUGGCUACGGUACAGCCCACGGUGCUGGGAUCAAAAUUUACACAUAGCAGUACGCCUUAUGAUGAUCAUCUCAUAUCUGGCAUACUUGUACAACGACUUCCUCAUCCAACGACUCAUUGCUGGGAAGAGCAAUCCACGCGGAAACACAGCAUUGCUUUGCGUUAGUGCUGAGAUCCUAUCAACGGUUCUGACAUUAGGCACGCAACGCGAACAAAUGGUCGAUCUCCGACCGGAUUUUGCGUGGACGGUCUUACUCUACGGCUUCCCUAGCGCCAGUCUACUCAUCAAAGCCUUGCAGCAUCAAAAGCACACAGGCGAGCCUUUCCUAUACGAAGGGUCGAGGUCGGCACUUAUCCGCAAUUUGAGUGUGUUCAUCUCGCAUCUUGAGACCAUCGUUCGGCCGGAUAGUGCCAACUAUGCUCUCUUCCAACGGGCCAGUCAGCUAUUCUCUAGGAUCAUUGAUGAGAUCCUGGAGCCACAGUCAAUUCUUCCCGACUCGAACGUUGGGGAUACCUCUGCUUUCGAUUAUGAUUCACUGAUCGAAGUUGAUGGCCUGGAUCUGUUUAAUAAUAUAGAUUUUGGUGUUGCGUUCAAUCAGUGGUUGUUCUAA
This is a messenger RNA of Penicillium coprophilum, 2058 nucleotides long. RefSeq lists its product as uncharacterized. Gene Ontology annotation, molecular function: zinc ion binding; DNA-binding transcription factor activity, RNA polymerase II-specific; DNA binding. Gene Ontology annotation, biological process: DNA-templated transcription; regulation of DNA-templated transcription. Gene Ontology annotation, cellular component: nucleus. The transcript is spliced from 6 exons. Bases 1 to 2058 code for a protein of 685 amino acids. The record is from RefSeq and is a predicted model, not a curated record. NCBI's taxonomy places the organism in Eukaryota, Fungi, Ascomycota, Eurotiomycetes, Eurotiales, Aspergillaceae.